Messenger RNA from Anguilla rostrata (American eel), 3734 nucleotides. RefSeq names its product outer dense fiber protein 2-like. The record is from RefSeq and is a predicted model, not a curated record. The coding region runs from base 236 to 2683 and encodes 815 amino acids. The transcript has 18 exons. Gene Ontology annotation, cellular component: centrosome. Lineage: Eukaryota; Metazoa; Chordata; Actinopteri; Anguilliformes; Anguillidae. Gene Ontology annotation, biological process: regulation of cilium assembly.
ACAAGAGACUGCAAAAGGAACACGGGACACAUUCAGCUUGCUGGAUAAAUAAGCUAGCGAACGAACCAAAAUAUAAAGUUUUAAUAUUUGACUCUGCAAAUGGUAAGGAGAGACUGUAGAGAAGAUAGCAAUAGCCUGGUCGUCAUAUUUUUUUAAAUUUCAGAUAUAGUUAACAACCUGCAAUUAGUGGAGCUGUAGUAGAUGAACUACGGAUGGUUACAACUCUGGGAAAUUAAUGAAUACAACUUCCGCAUCACCACCUCUACACGUGCAUGUUCCAGAGAGUACACCAGUGCAUGUGCACAUGAAGAAGGGUCGGAAGAUGAAAGAGGCAAAGAUGAAGGGGGACACAGAGAGUCACCAAACCUCCGUUAGGAGGAAAGCAAGGGUGCCCUGGAUACCUCCUGGGAAGGGCUCGACACGUGACGCCCUGUACAAGUGGGAGGGACCGACACACCGCCUAGAGAUGAGGCCUGCUCCAGAGCCUGAUCUUUCCCAGUCUGCGCUACGAUUGGCUGACCUCUCCUCUGAUGAGGAGGAAGCGCUGCAAGGCCGCAUCCACCAAUAUGAGAGGAAGAUUGACAGCCUAAUGACAGAGGUUGGCUCCCUGAAGAAUGAGGUGGAGCUGAGGAAGAAGGAACAGCAGUUGAGUGCGUCUCAGCGUGUAAUCCAGGAGCAGGAGGAUGAGCUGGUGGAAUUCACCAAAGAACUGGAGGUCACUGGACGCGAAAACACCCGCCUCCGCCACUCUAUUGAGAAGAUGCGAGAAGAGACAGACUUCACCAGGCAGGAGACGGAGGCUCUGCUGCAGCAGAAGGACAUGCUGCUGAGGAAGCUGGUGGAGGCCGAGAUGGAUGGGACUGCAGCUGCCAAGCAAAUGUCCGCCCUGAAAGAGACUGUGGGGAAGAUAAGGACUGAGAAGCGGAUGUUGGUGUCGGACUCGACCCUGCUGGGCAGGCAGAGGGACCUGCUGAUACAGAAGCUGGAGACUUUUGAGGGCACAAACCGCACUCUGCGUCGCCUUCUGAGGGACUAUCACGGGCAUGAGAUGGAUAUUAUGAGGUUGUCGGAGCAGAGGGACGUGCUUAUGAAGAAUCUGGCCACUGCUGAGGCAGAGAAGGUGAAUCUUCUGGUGAAACUCCAAGACAAAGAAAAGGUAGUCUGUCAGCUCACUGUGCUUUUGGAGACUGAGAAGGAGAAUGUGAAGACCACCGCAGAGCUUUCCAAAGCACUGGAGUUGAAGCGCGCUCAUCUCCAAGGCCAGCUACGCAAAAAAGAGGCGGAGAAUAACCGACAGACCGUCCAGAUCAAAAGCCUUGAACAGACGGUUAGCCUGCGGCAAGAGGAGGUGGAGAAGCUGUUGAAGGAGCUGAAGGAGGUACAGGAGAGUUUGGACUUGGGGAAAGAGGCCCUGAAGCAGGAGGUGCAGACACAGAAGCAGCGGGCAGAGCGAAGCGAGGGCAUAGCCGGGCAGCUUAGCGCACAGCUUCUGGAGAAGGAGACCCAGCUGGCAGAUGCCCAGGCUGCAGUGGAAAGCUGGCGCGGUCGUCACUCCCAGGAGGUGAAGGAAAAGAGCCAAAUGGAGGUUGAGAUUACUGUCCUCAGCAACCAGGUGACCUCCCUGACCGAUCAGCUGCGCAGCGUGGAGGACAAGGCCCGGGCUGAGACAGAGGGGCUGCUCGAGCGGCUCCAUCGCCUCACUUCUGAGAGCACUGCCACCAGGCUGGAGAACCAGAGGCUUAAGGCCACUCAGUCAGCCAUGGAGGAAAAACAGGGCUUAUCCCAGUCAGAGGUGGAGCAGCUGAAGUCCUCAGUGAAGCAGUAUGAGAGUCUGGUGGACAGCUAUAAAAGCCAGCUGCAUAAGACCCGUUUGGAGGUGGACGAGCACCGCCUGAAGCUUGAACUGGCGGAGAGGGAGGUGCAGGAGGUGCGGGCGGAGCUGGAGCGGGAGGUGGAGGCGGUGCGGAGGCAGCUGCUGGGGCGGCUGGCGGAGCUGGAGCCGCUGCCCGAGCGGCUGAAACGCACGGAGCAGCAGCUGUGGGAGGCGGAGGAGCAGGUGCAGGAGCACGAGAAGAGGAGCAGCGAGCACUGCAGCGCACUCUCCGAGCUGCGCCUGAAGGUUGAGCAGCAGGGCAGUCGGAUGGAGGCUAUUCGAGAGAAGAAGAUGUUGCUGCUAGAGGAGAACAAACACUUGAAGCAGAGGAUGGAGAGUCUAGAAAGGAAUCUGGAGGAGACCAACGCUCAGAACCGAGACCUGGUUCAGGUGAUCACCAAACGGGAGGACAGUAUCCACAGCAGCCAGCUGCACCUGCAGGAGAAGUCCCAGGAGUGCAGUGUCCUAACGCACAAGCUGGAGGAUGCCUUUCUUGGUGCACAGCUGCAGCUGGAUCAGACCCGGGAACGAGCAGCCUCCAAGGAGCGGGUGGCCCAAUCUAAGGUUCUAGACCUGGAGGCACAGCUGAGUCGCACCCAAGUCGAGCUCAACCAGCUGCGUCGCAGCAAAGAGGACAUAGAGCGUCGACACCAGACCCGGCUGCAAGAUAUGAAGGAUCGCCUGGAGCAAUCUGACAGCACCAACCGAAGUCUGCAGAACUAUGUGGAAUUCCUCAAGACUUCUUACGCUAAUGUUUUUCGUGACUCUGCAUUAGGCAGCUCCGUUCUGCAGCCCUUGUCCCCUCUUUGAUUGGACACUCCCUUUUUCCGUUUCUCUGCUUAUGGAGCCUCAUCUGCUCCCUGCCUUCCUUGUUCCUCCGUUUAUUUUUGCUUACAUACUUGUUACAGUCAUUCAAAUAUAUAUAUAAUAUAUUACAGCGUUGCUAGUCAUACAUACUCAGACACAUAAAUGCAAAUUCAGAGGCUGCUGGGCACCCAUCCUGUUGAGGCACUGUUCUUGUGUAUGGAUGGUCCCCAGCGUCUGGUUUUGGAUUCAGACUGUGCCAGUGCCGAUGCAAGGAGGCGCACAUUCGCUGCUAGCAUUGGCCAGGGAAGGGAGGGCAGCGUCUCGUUGCUUACCAGCAAUCUGUGGACUGCCUGUUGAGCUGCCCAUAAAGUGUCUUCUUUUAACUUGUGUCUGUGGAAGCUAAACUUGGAGACUGCACUUUGAUAAGUGGAAGCUGACAUUGCAUGCUUUGCCGGAGAGCAUAUGCUUGUCUGUUCUGCUUAAUCGAUAGUGGAGUUUGCUGCAGUGUGGGAGCUGCCAAUGAAUAUGAUUGCACAUCAGAAAUUGUGAGAAAAAGGCAUUUUAAAAAGUGAGCUUCAUGGGAGAACUGACAGAUUUAAGACCCUAUCCCUUCCCUUGGUCUUUGUCCAAAUACUUUAUCCAACCAAAGUUUUUUCUUCCAUCUCAAUGUUACACUCUAGUCCUCUACCUAUCUGCUUGGCAAUCUUUGAAAACAAAACAUGUCUCUUGUAUGCUAUUAUCAGAAAAUUGUCCCUGGGGCUAUUUCUGUCAUUUGCUGCUAGAACAUUUAUGAUCUAUUUUAAUUGUGAUACCAGUAAUUAGGUCAAAUUCAUCUUCUUGUUUCCAAGUGUUUUUGCUAGUCAUUUUUUUGUUUUUACUGAACAAUGAAUGCUAUAUUGAUGAAGGUAAAUUACAAAAGGCUUUCAAAUGUUUGUCAUUAUUUUUUAAUAUUAUUUUAAUAUUCCAUGGAUGUUUUCAUCAGUGCAAUUUACACUUGUGAAUGAAACAUAAAAUGUCUAUGAGGAUGUUAAUAAUAAAGCCUUCGUUCAAAAUC